Molecule: messenger RNA, 14021 nt
Organism: Porites evermanni
Lineage: Eukaryota; Metazoa; Cnidaria; Anthozoa; Scleractinia; Poritidae
Source: the annotation of a GenBank genome assembly
UGCAUAGAAGUGGGCGACGGUCCUUGUGUGUGCUACUGCAUUUUCGCAGGAAAAACGUACUCGGGGAUUGACAACUGUCAAGGUGAUAAUUUCAUUUCUUAGAAGCACACGUCUCUACUUAUUUGUGCUCUACUUUUGGCCGCGCAGUUGGACUUCUCCACAACGGCCACCUUGGGAACAGUUAAGAAAGUGAUCGUUCCAGAAAAGUGGCCGUUAUCAGUGUUGUAGAAAUUACGGUUAAAAAAAAAAAAAAGUCGAUGUAUGGUCCGUCCGCCGAAACAGGUUGCCGUUAUAGAGAAGUGGCCGUUGUGGAGAGUUGGCCGUUAGUAGGAGCUUUGACUGUAUGUGUUUGUUUGUGUGGGUUUUUAAAAAAUUACACGAAUUGAAAAUGAAACCAGGGGAAUAACAUAGUUGUAGAAAAUGUGAUGUGGAAGAAGAAAGAUGAUUUUUAGAAGAUUUUUUGGUUAUUCAGAUUGCGCCCUGGCUUGUAUUCUGUUGAACUUGAAUAAUUGCUGUCAUAAAGGGAAUAAGCCUGAAAAAAGAAACGUAUGGAUUUAUUUAAAUAAAAGGAGUCAAAUUUUGCAUAAUUCUUAGAUAUUUCUGUAGUGAUAUCAAACGAGAUCAUCAUUCAGUUGUUCGUUCUAGGUACAACCACAAUCUAUACAGUAAAGAUACAAAUCGAUGCUUGAAGAAUAGCUGCGCUGAAAACAUAGAAUUUGCAUUUUCUCUCAAAAUAUGUAUGUCUUUUGCACGUAGUUUUCGUCAAGUUCUAGGUUCCCGAGGCUGUCAACUGUUUGGUUAAAAUAACAGAAGCUUAUAAAAAUUGCAUUGCUUUACCAUUCCAAUGUCAUCUUCAGAUAUAGGAGGUGACAUUCUGCCAGAUGCAUAUAUAUACCAGGCCAAUAAAAAGUUAUUCAACCCGGAUGUCAUAAAACAAGACGAAGAAAGGAUGUUCCAGGCGACCGUAAAAAAUGGGGGAAAUGUGUCAGCGCAAGUUUCCUUCAAUUGGUUCGUAAGAGAUGUGCAAGGUUCACCGCGCACAAUUUCACAGAAUCGAACCCUCGUUGAAGGAAACUCCUCUACCUGGAUUUGCAGCGGUGAAUUAUUGUCUAGGGGCCUUAAAUUGCUUGAGCUCGAAGUCUCACUUUUCAGUAUAACUACAGCACGAAGAGACUUUGGGUUCAUAAAAGUGGAGGAACCAGAUCUUGUGGCUAUGAUUGCUAGUGGAUACGAAAGCCUUCGUUCUUCAAAAUACCCGAUGCUCUUCAAUGGAUCGGGCUCUCAUGAUUGGAAAGGUAGCAAUACUGGCAUGGAGUUCGUUUGGAUUUGUCUUGAUGGAGGGAAACUUCCCCGUGUUUUCAAAGACAUAAAUGAAGUAACAGAUCCUUCCAAAGAGGCCAAGGAACGCAAAACGACAUGUCGAACCCAAGUAGGUUUUCAAACAAAUGGAAGUACUGCCUGCUUGAUGCAUCCCUCGAAGAAACAUGUUUACUACAUCAAACUGCUUGUAAGAAGAGAUCAUCGGCGUCGAGGCAACUUUACAGCUGAUUUUAUGCAGACCGUGUAUGCCGUAAAUGAAGAUGCAAUAACAGUCGACAUCAGGUGAACAAGAUCCAUUGAUUUAUUAAAAGAUUCAGUAGAGACUUUGACCAGGCAUUAAGUUUCGUUUUUACAACAUCAUAAAUCAAACUGUUUAUUUUUCAUUGAGUGGGAAUAAAGAAAGACCAAUUAUAUUUAUUAAUCAAAAUGCCCUAAUUUAUUCGUCAACAUACGCGUAUGGCUGGAAUUCAGUGGUCAACAUAAUGUGACAUUGCCGUUUCAGCCGUCAGCACCAUUGAUGCGUGUGACAUGCGCAGUAAACUACGAAAGGUCCAAUCUAAAAAAAGAAAGAACUUAGAGAAAUGACUGGAGCCAAGCGAGUUGUCACAAAUUCCUGAAGUCAUUUCAAUCAACCUCAUAUAUGUUUUUCGUUUUCUGCAGAUGCAAAUAUAACUGCAAACUGAAGGUCGUAUCCAGCCAUCGAUUUGCCUUAGAAGCCAAAGCCAUUGGUCUUUCUCUCCAUCUUCCAAACAUCAGCUACACUUGGAAAUUGUACAGAAAAGGACCGGAAAGUAAUGCCUCCAUCACAGUGUGGCACCUUAACAAAACCUUGAAUUCUCUCACCGCCACAAAGACAACAAAGAAGAACAUUGUUUUCGCUAAGGACAAACUCCACGAAAGCUCAUCCUAUCGGCUGACUUUAGAUGUAAAAUUACCAAAUGGGACGAGCGGUUGGGCCGCCUACAUAUUCGAAACAGCCUCCAAGCCCUCUGGUGGAGCAUGCAGCGGCACCCAACUGGAGAGAGCAGCUUUAGGGGUUAUUCUGAAUGUCUCGUGUACGGGUUGGAGAGAUGAUCAUGAACCACUCAUUUACGAGUUCUACUAUGUUCAUAGGGAGGAAGACGAAACACCGCCCCACAUGCUAUCGCAUGGAGCUAUGCCAUAUAGUGAAGUUCAGUUGCCUGAGUUUAUUUCAGGUGAAACUGAAAUAAAGGCAAUCAUAAUAAACACAGUAGGAGCUCGAACCGAGGUUGACUUCACAGUGAAAGUAAGCUCUUAUUAUAUUAUCAUCAUUAUACCACCAUCAUCAUCAUCAUCAUCAUCAUCAGCUAUAACCAUUCAUAAAGGAUUGCUUAGCGGGAUUGACUGCAGCACUACAUUAUCCUUGGUUUAAGUUCAUUGUUAAAUAAAAAUUGAACCAAGGAUAAAAUUGUACCAAAGCAUCAACACUAGUUAUUGUGUUACUUAAUUCUAAAAUUAAUCCUACGCCUUUGCGUAUAAAUAUCCAUGAUAUACACAUUUUAGAUACACUUCUCUCCACGUAAGGGGAUAGAAGGCCAUUUUGUAUUCUGGAUUCCAUGCAAUGGAUUCCGGGCUCCAGGCACUGGAUUCCGGAUUCUUGGCUAGUGGAACUUGGAUUCCGAAUUCCAAGGGUUGGGAUUCCUCAAGCUGUAGUCCGGAUUCCAUAGAACAGGAUUUCGGAUUCCACCAGCAAAAAUUUCCCGGAUUCCGAAUUCCGUGAGGCGAUACACUCUCGUCAUUUUCUUAUUUUGCCUUGGAUAUUCUGCAUCGUGCUACAUUGUGCACUGUAGAAAACAGCUAAAUAGCUUGGUUUGGUUUCUAUUAUGCAGGUUGUGCAACCAUCAUUUUGGGAUGAAACGGACCAUGUAUAUAAAAUGUUUGAGGAGACAGAAGCUUUGUUUGACAACUACCUUGACAAUGGAAAACCUUAUGGAGCGUGGCAAGUGGUACAUUCCUUAUUGGAGUUUGUUGAAUUAUAUAUCGACGAGCCACAAAUGGCAUGGUUGACAAAUGAUCAUGUUAAAAAUGUAUGUCAUCGUCAGUAUUUGUACCUUUUGUUUCUAGUUCUUGUUAAAACACAGUGAAACUUUGUUAUUACGGGCACCAAAGCACAUGAGAAUUUGAUCAUGUAAAAGAGAGUUAGACAGAUAGGAAAUGGUGGUCAUAUACAGAGGCUGAACGCCUAAAAAGGGACUUUCCCAUGACCCUCCAUUAGAAGAACCUAAAAAUUUAGUGCCAGUGCCAACCGCGUUCAUCUUAGGGAGAGUUGCAACAGAUGGAGAGCAUCGAUAAGCCAGUUCGACAAGGUGCAUCUGAUAGUCUGGGUGGAUGUAGUCUUGAAUAACAGGGCUGUUGUUGACAGUGACUGACAUUUUGUUAUAUGAGUCGUCACAUUUGUAACCUUCAUAGCCAAUAACAUCACGGCUUAAUUGACAGGCAAUCACUAACACUACGACCUAUAUUAUUAACUGAUUAGUCAGGUCAUUAUGACGAACAAUCGUCUUAUUAAGGACUACACUCGCCUGGAUGACCAUUUUCGACCUUUGUGAUCCCUUGGUGGAAACAAUUUCUGAAUCCGCCACUGAAGUGUGAUCCCCGCUUUAUCGUAGAACCAGCCAUUCAGUGACUGUGGGGGGUCUGACCUUGACAACUGCGAACUCAUCUUCGCACCCUUCUCUGCCGGUUUCGUCGAUCAACCAAUUUGUUUUGCUCAGGACCUUGUUUAAUGCCCGUUGUUUUUCUAUAUACGCUUUGCAGCUCAAACAACAUAUAAUAAAAAGGCUAUUUUCCAUAAAAGCCACAAACCUGCAGACGGUUCUUCAGCUUUUGUCGGUUUUGAAGGAGGCCACUGCAUUUUCAGACGUAGGAGUUUCUCCAGAGAGCAUGGUAAUUUUCCUCUAACAAGUGCACUUUAAAAGUGUAGUCGGCUUUUGCUUUCUGAACGAGAGGUGCAAAGUGGGACCAGAGAGGUUAGACUGGAACUCUGGUAACUAUUAAACCUUGCACUGCUAAGGGUGGCCAAACAAAAAAAGUUACACAGAAUUUCAAAAUUUCAUUAUAUAGAAUGCUAAGGAACAAAUAAUGGCGUGUGAAAGUACUGCCGAAGAGGUUUCAUUUGAAUCGUCACACUACAGAAUUUUCCACACAAUCUCAAAAGUUAGAACUACAUACUGGAUAAAUAACACCAUAUGAAAGUCAUACUGAAGAGAUUUCAUUUGAAAGGUCACACCAUAGGAUUUCGUUCACACACUCAAAAGUUAGAACUAUAAACUACAUAGACAGCACCAUGUGAAAGUACUACUGAGGAGGUUUCAUUUGAAUGGUGCAUCACGGAGGUUUGUUCACAGUAUCAAAAUUUGAGCAUUCGCACACCUUGCGAUAUUGAAACGCACAUUCCUUAUUUCCAUGAAUUCCCUUUUAAUUUCAGAGAACUGCAUUACGCUCUCUCAAUAAGUGGGCAUCUGUUGCGAAAACAAGAGUAAAAAUGGAGGCAGCAAAGGACCUGGGUCUCGUCAGGGACUCAUGGAGGAUGUUACUGCAUUGCUCAGGGAACAUUCUUCAAGCAACAACACAAGUAGACACGCUUAACGUUACUGAGAGAGAGGAGGUGAGACGCCUCGAGAAAGUUUGAUGCAAUAACAUUUAAGAUAAGAUUGCAAAUAGACGACAAAGACCUUCUUUUUGAAAAGGUUUUGAAAAGGUGCAAACUACGUCAGGGUUUUUUUGAACUGUUACAAUUAACCUAAUUCAGACCGGGUUUUUUUUCCUUCCUGCGAACCCCCCCCCCUUCCCCCCUUACUCCUAUAUAACUUCAAAACUGCUCACGCCACGGCAAAAUUACACGGAACAAUGUGCUCAUCAUUUUCACCUCGUGGGCACAACUUGAUUGACACAAUGAGGCAAUCUGACGUUAUUAUGACGUCAUAUGGUUGAAUUUUGUAGUCAGAAUCCAAAUUUCCCUCAAAAUAGACAAGAAAAGAAAAAAAUGAUAUAUUAAGUUUAAUAUAAUAAUUCCAUUGGUAAAAAUAUAUUUAAACCUUUUUUAAAAAAUUGCAAAUUUUGUAAAGAUAGCCGCCAACACUCAGCUGCCAUGGCAACGUCAAUGUUGACGUUCAUAUCACGACGACUUUAAAACGUUCCCAGAUAAUUUUUGGGAAAAAUCGGUAAGUUUGGUGCUCAUAGCUUGAACGGCUGUGAAGGUAUUCAACCUUUUCGUGAGUGGAAGCGGAGGAGGGAGGGCGGUUGGGGUGCUCCAGGGUCUGAAUAAGGUUAAAAGUAUUCAUACUUGAUAGCGCCAAUAUAUCCGUUCACACAAUGGCCUAGAAGGAUAAAUCAGCGUCUAUGGGAUACACUAGGACACGUUAUAACUGCAGACCUGUAAUUCGUUCACAUCACGAUUAGUUGUGAUAAAUUACGGGGCAAAUUAUCCUUCGUCCUAGUUGUUUCUCUGCUUUUUAAAGAAAAAAGCAUUGCCAAUGGAAUCAGCCGACGAAGGAUAUUUCGUCUCAUUGCUUUCUUGCAGAUGAAAAAGCUUUCGAGAAGUGCUUUGAUGCUGAAUGAAAAAAUCUCUGACGCUGAAAUCUCGACGAAACUUCCAGGCGAGAAACACAGCUCUAUGAGAACACUCCAUAAAGAUGUAUUCGUUGGAGUUCACGACGCAACUGACGUUAGCCUUUGGGAUUUUGAGGAAGAUGAAACUAGCGUGACAUUCCCAUAUCUUAGUAAAAGCAUGAGCCAAGAAAUUUUUGGCGAUGUACAGCAAGUUUCUUUUCAAGUAAGGGUGCAUGUGCUAGUGCGUGGUUAUAUACUAAAAACAAAUUUACCACGCAGCAAAGAGAUUUCAUUGCAUGAGGCAGACUGGCAGAGCGGUUACAGGCUCUGCGUCCGAGUCCCAUCCUGACCGCUAGCUGGACUUGUUCUCGGUACUCCCGAGUUCAAAUCCUCGACCACGCUGGUAAAUAGCUAACUCUGGUUUGCCUCCGGCCAGUUGAGAUUCUUAAACCCUUUAUGUAAAACAUAUUUCCUUGAUUGUCUGAGUGUGAAAGGGUUCUCUUAUGCUCACUGCAGCGCUCACAAUUUGAAAAGUCAAACUAGACAAAAAAUGAAAGCCAAAGCUCACCUGAGAUGCAGCUCCUGUAAGCCUAUUGUCAGGACAAGAAGAAAGCAUCACCCCAUUUUCAUUUUUCGUUUUGUUUUAGAUUAUAAACUACAAAAUGAACCCCUACGCUGUGCACCGGUUUGACGAUGACAUCAAUUCUCAAGUGGUGAGCCUAGUAUUAAAGGACGAAGCCGGUAAAGUCAUUAAAGUCUCAAAUUUGCAUGAAAACAUCUCGCUGACAGUCCCAUUGAAAAGGCUUCCAAAUAAAACAACGACCCCUGUGGAAACCUACACAGUUCCAGAUGUUAUGAUGUACAGAGUGGUGACUACAGAUCAUGAAAGUACAUCUCUAAGAAUCUUGCUAACACUACACAGGCAAGCGCUAAUGGAAGUUUAUGUCAAGUACGGCGGCAGGCCAACGAAGACGAAUUACGAUCAUGCUACAAUUUUGCAAAAAGAAACUUGCCAAAACGACCUACAGUUUUGUAAUGUGAGCCACUACUUCUGGUUUAAUGCUGAAAGACCGGGACAAUACUUCAUCGGUCUUGUUCAAAAGCUGGAAGAGGAGAGUCCCACCUCGCCGCUGAAUUCCGUUACGAACGGUGUACCAUUUAAGAACUUAAGAAGGAGGCGAGUUGCCAGAUCUCUCGAAAAAAUGAAAGACUCCUAUAAAAAUCAAUGUGUGAGGUUCAAGGAAGCGCCGAAAGAGCAUCCAAUGGUUGAAAACAGCACGGGUUCCUUGCCUCAAUACGAUCCUGAAAAGUCUGUUAACUUUACCUUGGAAGUAGACGCGGCAAGGUGUCUUUACUGGUCUGAAGACAAAGAACUGUGGAUGAGUGAAGGCUGUAAAGUAAGUAUGGUAGUUAACGCAACGCCGACUUAGUUGUAGUAUUUCCCAAACCAUAGCGGAGACCAUAAAACACUAUUACCAUAUGAGUUUUUUAUUAUUAUUAUUUAUUGUUUUUAUUGUUUUUUUUUCCUUUUUACCUAAAGCUUUUGCAGCCGUGACAUCAUUUCAGCUACCUUUGCUUGAUAAUAAAUCACCAAAUAGAAAGCUGACUAACCUCUCGUCCAAUACUGCCGCAUUGGUACGGACCGUUAAGAGCAGUUGACGGAUCGUACGCUCCGUACAAACCGUCAGCAUUGCUGACAGUCAAUAUUCUGAUUACACUCAAAGGCUGCAUCUCACUAUUACACCAGGGAACAGUGUGUUUGUGCAGGAUCUGUACGGAUCGUGCGAGCAUAUUGGACAACCCUCAGAAAACUUAAGUAAUUUAACGCGGAGCAUGUUAAACUACAACGCCCAUCUGUGUGUCAUUAUUAGUAAAUUCGUUUCGUUCGUUUUCACACCAGACUACCCUUUUUAAAAUGUCCUACCAAAGGACUCUUCUAAAAAUCCCAGAUUACACUGUUUCGUAUACUUUUCAUUUUUUUUUAAAUGCAACAGGCUGGCAAGAAUUCUACUCCAACUGUAAUACAAUGCCUUUGCAAUCACUUCACUUCGUUUGGGGGCUCGUUCCUGGUGCAACCAAACAAAAUGGACUUCUCUCAAGUUCAAGUGGGUUUUCGAACAAUUAACGAUCUUUACGAUGUCUUGGUCCUUGUGUCAGUACUGCUCGUAUUUCUUGUUUACUCGAUCUCAUUAAUCUUUGCAAGAAGAGCUGACAAAAGGGACUUAGAAAAGGUAAACUUAGAAGAUAAUUGGAGAACGUAAUUUGAAAUGCGUUUUGUGAGGCCUAUACACAUCUUUGCUUUCAUUUAUCUUUAAAACAAGUUUGCAAACUUCAAUUACAAUGAGUUGCAAAGAAGAUUUAGGCACUUGAACUCUUAGCCAAAAAUGGUCUUCCGUCUAUAUCAGACUUCGCAAGAUUCUUGCCCUCUUCCAAAGUUUAAAAGAUUCCAAGAUCUUAUGCAACACUUUCGGUGACACCUUUCAAGAAGAAAUUUCUUGUACUUGUAAGAAUUUUUUCUCUGCGGUGCUCAGAAAUGUGAAAACCGAAACUCUUGCAAAAGUGUCUCAACUAUUCUUCAGCUGGUUGUAACCUAUAAAGCAAGGCCGAACUCCUUUAUUACCACAUUCGCAAGUAGUCCUGUGCCACCACCGUACUACAAGGCCGGAGGUGCAGUAACCCCUUCAAGUUGUGUCUUCCUGAUCAAUACCCUUAUGUCACUAAUUAUUACUCAAUUUUCUUUUUAGAUAAGCGCAGUUAUAUCCAUGCCCUCAACCGAAGACGCUGUUCAUCGAUAUAGCGUCUCCGUAACUACCGGAGCGUGGGCAAACUCCGGGACUUCGGCAAAUGUUUCCAUGAUCUUGCAAGGCAUUGAAUCUUCCAGCGGCGUCAUUGAGUUAAAAACCGACCAACAAGAAAGCGAGAGUACUUUUAGUCGAGGUAACAUUGACAACUUUUUUCUUGCUGUUGAUAAGCAGCUUGGACAUUUACAGAAAAUCCGUAUUGGCCAUGACAGUUCUGGAGAGUGCCCCUCUUGGUUUCUGAACAGCAUUUCCAUAACGGAAAUCGAAACAAACUCUAGAUGGAUUUUCCCUUGCUAUCGUUGGCUUGCCUUAGAGAAAGACGAUGGAAACACAACAUUAGAACUCUUUGCCCUGAACGCAAAAAAGGGUCGUGACUUCAAAAGCGAGUUUAACAAUGCUAGGCUAUGUGGCCUUGCAAACGACCACCUUUGGUUCUCUGUUGCUACUAAAGAGCCUAGGGAUACGUUUACUCGUGUGCAACGAGUGACUUGCUGUUGGUUUUUUCUGCUCUUGGGAAUGCUAACGUCUAUAAUGUUUUACAUUGGGGAUACUGAUACAACGCAAACUAUAAAUGUGGGUCCUUUAAGGAUGACUGAAAGAGAAUUUCAAGUUUCUGUUUUCAGUGCUUUAAUUUCCUUUCCUCCAAGCUUCCUCGUUGUGUUCAUGUUUAGUAAGAGUCGACGUUCAAGAACGCGUAUUACUAAUGGCACUGGCGCUGCUUAUGAAGAAAAUGAAAAGUUCGUGCUCCCCAAUUUCUUUGUCUACAUUGCUUGGUUUGUCUGUGUCGUCGGUUCAUUGCUAGCUGGGACUUUCAUCAUUCUCUAUUCGUUACAGAUGGAAGGAAAAACUUCAGCACGUUGGCUGUCUUCAGUCUUCUUGAGUACCAUUGAAGACGUUUUUGUUACCCAACCAGUGAAAAUUGUCAUUCUUUCUGUUCUUCUGGCUUUGCGACUCGCAGGUAGAGGAAAGCAAAGAGAGAACCAUGAAGAACCAAAUAAGGUCGAAUGUGGUGACUCCCAAGUAUUGUUCACUAUGCCUGAGGACGAAGUAGAGCGUAAACGGAAAUACAGGGUUACCGAGAGAAAGACCAAGAUAUUUAUGAGAGACAUAGCGUUUUCGUGUAUCUUCAUAACUCUCCUCAUGUUUGUAUGCUAUGGUGACAAAAAUGAGAACCGAUAUCGCAUGGCUAAAUCCACAAAGAAUGUUUUUGUUAAACUUGAUAAGGUAAGAGAAGCCGCUUCUUGAACAAUAUCAUCUUACUUACGGGCCCAUACAAAUAACGCUCAAGUCAGUUAAGUUGGAUUGGAGCCUUUUAUGAUGCGAGAGAUGAUUUGCCAAAUCAACCUUGCCUAGUUCCUGUACGGCGUUUUCCCAGGUCCUCUCGGUCAAUUCUCUUCGGUGACGUAUCCGAGACGGUUGGACCAUGUGACCCGAAAGGCUUUGGCUGCGCGGAAUAAUGAGGCCUAGCGACUAGGCAACAAUCAACCUAUUCUCGAGGUAAUCUUAUGAUCCAUGGUGCUGACUAAAGAAUAAAAAUAGCAUCUCUAAGAAGCAAUCUCCUCGCCAGAGGUUGCGGUCCUUUUUGUCAGCACCAAGGCUCAUGUAAUUACCUCGAUAAUGGGUUGAUUGGUCUUCCUUUUCGUGCAUGUGUCCAUUUUCUUGCUGGGUGUGCCAAGACCAUGUGGCUGACGUGAAAGGCUGCUAAAAGUAAGAAACACAUUGCGUUCAUGUAUGCAUGAGUAUUCGCGCUUGAAGGGCUAGGGAAUAUGCCUAAGCGUCGUUUCAAUGACGUUUCCAAGUCUGCCUAGGCAGAUGGAUCCAUCCCCUUACCUCCAAGCAAGUGUUGAACAACUUAUUGCUGUUGCGUUGUAUUAAGAUAAAUGCGAUAAAAACCUUUCUUGCACAGAUGCAUGGAACUGCCACUCUUGUUUGCAUCUUAGAUUUCACGCAGUUCAUGUGUUCAUGCACUCACGGGUAUUUCCUACCACCCAACGGUACCAAAACCACAAGCCUUGAGAGUAAAGAAAGAAGUAGGCAGUGAACUUGAGCUAUACUCAUUGGGACGAUUAAGAUGUGUACACCGGCAUAGUACCACUAAUUAACAAUGUUGAUAACUACUUGUGAGGUGUUAUGCAUUGAUGGAUGGUCUGCUAAAGUUCUGUCAAACCCAACCUCUUUUGUAGAUAAGGGACAAACCUCACUUAUGGAAAUGGUUUGAAGAUGUGUUGAUUCCAGCAACCUUUGCAAGCGAGUGGUAUAAUGGACAGAAAGAAACAAUAACAGAGUAUGUUGGAAACAAACGGUCUAUACUGAUCGGCAUGCCACGUUUGAGACAACUAAGAGUAUUAAAAGGUAGGUACAAAUUGAUUCACUUAUCUUGACACUUAUCGGCAACAACAAGCAACCUUCCACCUUUGGGGCGUAAAAUGGGGGAGGAGGCACCAGAUGCUUGUCGUCUCGCGUAGGGGAAGAAAUUGUCAGAAAACAGCCGACAUUUUGCGCCGUCCCCACGAAAUAAUGUCUCGGAAACGAGCGCAGAAAUUUUAUGCUGAUGACGUGUCACCACCCAUAUCUGGGCAGUCCCUCUGAUUGGUUGAAGCAACUUUCUCAUCGACCAUCAGAAUCACUACCCAGUUCUGGGUGGUGACACUUCAUCAGUGUGGAGUUUCUGCACUUUAAUACUACUUUUAAAUCAUUGUCAAUUAAUGAUAAUGACCCUGACAUAUUAACAGCCGCUGAUUUAAGCUAAUCUGAUUCCGAUUAACCAUGUAAAAAUGCUUGCUCAGAUCAAUACUUUCUUUUUAUGUAGAUUCCUGUGUUGUUCCUUACGAGUUUGCUGAUUCCAUUCCAUCCUGUUACGAUUUUUACGACGAGAGUAACGAAGACAAAAUGGGUUGGAACGAACUAUUGAAUAACUCCUUGUUAGACUUGACUAACAUUGCCUGCACAGAAAACUGGAAAUAUAGGACUGAAGAGGAGCUAGGUGCCCACCAAGGUCUAGGACAGCACGCUCUUUAUAGUGGUGGCGGUUACGCUGCGAAUUUAGGAUAUGAUAGCAAAACUGCCUCCGCGGUUCUAAAAGAUCUGCAUUCCAACGGAUGGAUAGAUCGUCAAACCAGAGUUGUAAUAGUCGAGCUUUUUAUGUUCAACGUACCCUUUGAAUUAUUAGCGAAGGUGAUUAUAUAUUUUGAGAUGCUUCCAUCGGGCUUUUUAGGAGCAUCAAUUGAUAUCCAGGUCAUGCCAUUAUUUAAAAAGAAUCCUGCAUCUGUCGGCGCCUAUCAAGUCGUUUUUCUUGUUUUUGCCUUUGUUCUUGGUUAUUAUCUGGUGAGUGAAUGCAUCAGGGUUUAUAGGCUAAAGUGGUCAUACCUUGCAUCAAUAUGGAACUGGCUUGAAGUGAUUCAAGUUAUAAGCGCAACACUAGUCAUGGCAUUUUUUAUCGUAAGAGAAAUAAAGAUACUAAGACUUCUGCGGAAAGUCAAGGCUAAUCCGUUCGCUUUCAUGAGUUUUGAUGAUGCGUUAUUCUGGUUCCAGAUUGAAGAGUACAUGAUCUGUAUCGCAGUUACCGUUGCCGCUCUCAGACUCUUGAGACUUUUGAAGGUCAUCAGGCAUAUCAUAGAACUGUUUGUCACGAUGAAGAAGUCAUUGAAACCGGUCAUGAGCUUUUGUGUAGUAUACGCCAUCUUGAUCUUCGCAUAUGGACACACAGGGAUCCUUUUGUUUGGCAAAAACGUGUUCAUGUUUUCAUCAUUCAAGCGAGUAAUAAUGUAUCUUUUCCACUUGAGUCUUGGACGUCCACCACCUCGGUCGGAGUUAGAGCAGGUGAAUGCCGUAUUUGCCAGGCUGUAUUGUCAGUCUUUUAUUUUUCUUUUUAUGAUAAUUGCAAGCAACAUGUUCAUGGCAAUUUUAAAUGAGGCCCAAACUGAAUCCAGAAGUAUCGCCAAGGACAGCGACGAUAUAGAAGUGGCUAAUUCAUUACUAUUAAAAGUUUAUAUCUUUUUAGGCAUAGAAUGUGAGGAUUCUCCAUCUGAAAACAGGAGAGCUGAAAUAUCGGGAAAAGGUCCUAAACGAGAAAUUUUAUGUGCCCCCAAAAACCUCUGUGAAAACGAAGCCAAACAAGCGGCAAUUCCACUGAAAAGUAAAUCUGGGAGACCAAAUCUACGCAUGUCCAAACUGGUUUCUCCAGCAAGAGAUUCUAGCAAUAUAGUUGAUUAUGGCAUACCAUCUGUUUCACAAGGCUUAACUUACGUAAAAGGCAAUCCCUCAGAGGAAUUACAAGUACCACCAUUUGGACAUCACUCAGAAUCAAAUCCCCUGUGGGAAAAUGAGAGUCUCCAGGAAGCCGAAGUUCAAAAUGAGUUCCCAGGUACAUUUCAGUAUUCUGUGUACCCACCUGGUUCUACAUUAUCACUACCCUCUUGGAGCUCGGAUCAAGGUCAAAGGAAGUCGUCAGAACAUCUCCAAAGUUCUCUAUCACCGGACACAACUCAUAACAUAUCUACUAUUUCGUGCAAUUCAAUCAACGGGCAAGGGGAGACUCCAAAUGCCCGUCCAUCUUUCACUGUGUCACACAGGUCAAAGGCAUUGCCACCGUGUGACAUUUCAGGCGAUCGACGGAAUGAGCCAGAACCUCACUACAUUUCGGCUGCAGGCCGAAGCCAAGAACUUGCAGCUGCAUCGACUGUUUCAGUUCAAACAAAUGUCUCCAAUUCAAACAAAUUCAUAUAUUGUGAUCCAAUAGAAGGCGGAAGUGAUUUCCCCAACCUGAAGAGCAACACUGAUAGUACAGUGCACUUAGUUUGGGAGAAAAAUGUGAGACAUGUAAGAUUGGAUACAAUUAAGUGUCAAGUCGACCACACCCAUACUCCUUCACUCACAACUAGCGUUGGUUUCAGGGAAACAUUUGAUGACAAUAACGCUCUAGCAAGUUGUACCGUAAAAUCAGACGGAACGAUUACUCUAACAUCCAAAAUUCGAGGAGCGAAAAUGGUCGAUUUCGACAAAGUCAGCGAAUGGAUGAAAAAGGCAAAUGCCAGUGUUAAUAACAACACUGCCUCAACAGAGUGUUCGCGCUCCGCAAAGCAGAAAAGCACGUUUGGCAACUCUGCAGUUAUUGACUUUGAUGAAGUAAGUAAAUGGAUGAAAGGGAUGUCCACUAUUUCCACUGACGCUAUCCCCAGCGCUUUCACCUUGAGAAAAAAGAUGAAAAUGAUCGGGAAAAUAACGAAGUACUCAAGAAAAGAGAAAGAAAGUGAAAGAGUCCCAGUGACACUCAAAGACCGACUUAAGAAGCUUGACAGUUAUUUACAAGGUUUAGAUUUUUGGGAGUGA